AUGAGCUCCAUGCAAGAGAAGGCGCAGUACCACCUCUCCAACCUCGACAAGGAGCUGUCCAAGUACCCGCAACUCCAGAACUUCGAGCAGCAGACCUCCGUCCCCAAAGUCUACGUCGUCCUCGGUCUCGGCGCCCUCUACUUCUUCCUCGUCUUCUUCAACAUCGCCGGCGAGUUUCUCGUCAACACUGCGGGCUUCGCGCUGCCGGCCUACUGGUCCAUGGAGGCGGUCUUCACCAUGGGUAAAGCGGAUGAUACUCAGUGGCUCACCUACUGGGUCGUCUACGCCUUCCUGACUGUCCUCGAGUCCAUCGUCAACGCCGCCUACUGGUUCCCCUUCUACUACACCUUCAAGUUCGUCUUCAUCAUGUACAUGGCGCUGCCCCAGACUCAGGGUGCCCAAGUCGUCUUUCGCACCGUCAUGGAGCCCAUCUUCAGCCGCUUCUUCACCACCGGCGCCAGCUCCGAGAACCUCAGGGCCCAGGCCGACAAAGUCUCCGGCAAGAGCCUGUAA
Molecule: messenger RNA, 513 nt
Organism: Saxophila tyrrhenica
Lineage: Eukaryota; Fungi; Ascomycota; Dothideomycetes; Mycosphaerellales; Extremaceae
Gene: YOP1
Product: ER membrane protein DP1/Yop1
Exons: 5
Coding region: 1-513 (170 amino acids)
Source: RefSeq, a predicted model, not a curated record